GAAAAAACGGGACUAGGGAUGAGUUUUCGGUGACGUCGGUAUGUGAAAAUAUUGCGACACAGUCUGCUGGUAUCGUGGCUGUUUGCAAAUCUCCCCACGUUGGAAGUUUGUAUGUUCAUCAUGGUAACACGAGGAAUGCGUGUCGCCGAGAAAAGGGGGGCAACAAACCGCCCAACGAUUAUUCAACGAUUUAUCGUAAUUCAUGCAAUCGAGGAUGUGAUACUUCUUAAGAAGAAAUAGUUCGUAUCACAUCCUAGAUAGUUAUCCACGAUCGAGUUUUCGUACAACUCACAAGAUGCUACCCUACAUCGACUCGGAUGAGCCAGUGGCCGAGCAAUGGAUUGACCAACUGCAGAAGCUGUCUCAGACAUCCCCAAGCCAAAUCGAGACCCGUUUCUGACAUCUCAGAAGAACACGCACUCACUGAGACUCAAGCCGAGUAAGCGAAACAUAGCUGAAACCAAGACACACAGAGUUCCGUUGCCAACAUGUCAACUCUCACAACUCUCGUCAAACAUGGUGAACCGCGUUGCGUCUGAGAGCCUCGCAUCGCCUCCGGGAGCGGAUCUGUUGGUCCGUGAGACCCUUGUUGCUAGUCCAGGCUGUCCACUCAGCCCUCCUCUUUACUUUUCUCGUGUAACUAACUCGUGAACAUGAGUGAGCAUGAGCAUGAGCAUGACAAGCCUCAAUCAUUCAGGGAUCGUGCCGAUUAAGUCAUCGGUUUCUUCAAGGGAUCGCUCGGAUUCUCGGCGACCCCACGACUAAUACGACUUUGGCGAGUAGCAUGAGGCAUUGGAAUCGGAUCGUCUGGUCUGUUGCAAGGUGCGCCGUGGCGUUGGUACAAACUUUGGCUUCCCAUCCAUUUCUUGCACUUUCAUUCACAGAACCAACCAACCAACCCCUUUUCCUUAUUGACAAUCAUUACAAUUCAAUUCCAUUCACUAUCUUCGUUUGUUGAGCUUCUAGUUAAGCUGCAGUAGACUUCACUGACGUGUAUUUCUUUUAUUCAAUUAACCAAUUCGUCAAUUGCUGUGCAAAUCAUCUUCAAUCACCUCUUUUUAUCCUUUGUUUACUUUCAUCCCAUGUUCUUAUCACCAACGGCCUCGCCCUUCACCAACGCCCGAGAAUAACCCCCCCAAGCCAUAUCCAAGACAUUAUAGAUCAACUUAUUUCCCCGCUCCUUCCAAUUGUCUCACUUAUUUUCUGAUAUUCACUUCCUUAUACCCUCUUUUGAUUUGCUGUUGGUCCUCUUUUUCAAGUAACAGUCAGCCCCAGCCAGCCCCAAAACCAAUUCCCAGCCUCCGCCCACCGGCUUCACUGUUGCGUUCCAAGCUUCGCUCCCCACCCUCAAAGGCUAUCUAUUAUAGGCUACCACACGCUGCCUACAGAGCCCAGCCGAUCCACACUAGUCCGUGGCUUCCUUCGCCGACGACAGGCCGCCACUUCCCUCGUGAAUCGGAUGCUCACUAACAACUUGCCCACGCCAACCAAACUCUCUUCAACUCUCUACGGCCCAACCUCUUGCUCUUUACUUUGGCUUUGUCAUUGACGUUAUCGCAUCGCAUCGCAUUCAUAUUUGUCGGCAGCAUCACCGCCGACUCGUCACUUUUGCUUUAUCUCGUAUUAUCACGUUACUAAACUACAUCACUCGCCUUGCAUCGGAUACCCCCGCGGUGCUAGUACUACUGUAACUACGACCCUCCAAGGAACCUUUGUCCGUCGACAUUACAGAGCCGUAUCCACCUGUGUUAAUACCCAGGGUCCGACAGCAAAGUCAGCAUCGUUUGUUCCAGCUUGUCGGAUUUGUUCAGUAUUUUCUGACCACAACUACUUUUUCACCAAACCAGUAAACAGCCAGUGAUAAAAUGUUUGCUGUUCAGCAUGCUGGUUUCGAUCAGCGGAAGCGAGUCCGUGAAGAGGAAGAACUCGCGAAUGCUAACGGCAUGAGCUUCAGCGAGCACCGCAACAAACGUAUCCAGUGCCUUCCACUCCGUGCAUAUCCUAGAACGACGCAACAAUGGCAAUCUGAUGCGCCCAUGCCAGCCCCGAGCUUCGCCCCCCACGAUCAUCUUCAGCCAGAAAUUCGACAAUGGUCAUCGUCAACGAACAUGACAUCACAGUCUCAUGGAGACACCGACAUGGAUAUGAUGCAGACAUAUCAACCCCAACAUCACGAACAAGGCCGACUUGGGGUGAUGCACCAAGAAUCUGACAACGCAAACGGGCGUCUGCCCACGCCUAUUCAGCCUAGCUUUGCUGCACAGGUUCGAGGUCAGCAGGCUGUGACAACUCCCAACGGUGUUGCAAACCUAGGUCACCAAAACACCGGCUUUGGUGAUGAUCAGAGUGUCCCUCGCACAAUGGCCGGAGGAUGGCAAGCCAUCCAGAAUGAACGACGUCUUCCCUCACCCAUUUCCGAAGGUGAUGAUUCCAUGGCCUGCCAACCCAUCACCCCUACCGGUAUGCAAUUUGAUGCCAGUGCCCAUGGUUUUGUCACCCCCGGUAUGGAACAUCCCAAUGUGACUGUUGAGCCUUCACCUCCCCAUGAUGUGGAACAUCCUAUGAUGGAUGUGGAAUCCCACUGCUCGGGCAAUUCAGUUGAUGGUGAUGGUGAUCCAACAACGCCUUCUCCUAGGAGAGGCCAUAUUCGCAGCCGACACACCGUCAACAACUGGACCUGGCAGCCCGGCAUGAAGAAGAGCUUCAGCAUAGGAUAUCGAGCAGACUGCGAAAAGUGCCGCUUAAAGGUUCCAGGACACUUCAACCACAUCAUUGUUUCUUAGGGAAAAGAGAAGAUUAUCCUAGAUCCUGACGAACAACCCUCACUAUAGGACAGUGGCGUGAGGCCGCUUGAUUGGAGAAAGAAACGACAGAGGCGCAAACUUGCUUUUAGUGAUUUUGUUUCGGGGGAAAUUGCUUCCAUCGGCGAAAGGGAAAAUCGUAGUCCUACGCCUUUUGCAACCUUGUGAGGAGAUGCAAACGUUUUGAUAGCUCAGACUAUCACAGACGGCCAUAAUUCAGGCAUGACCGGGCCUUUGAAGAGACGGACUGGAAUCUGCCAGUUCAAGACAAUAUUUGAUUUUUUCUUUCCUUUUUUUUCUUUUCUUUUUCAUUUUUCUUUUUGUUUACUUGGCGUUAUAGGCAAUGGCAAGCGGGCGGGUAUGGAUAGCAUUUGGUCAUUACGGGUAUACAUUGACCACCCUGUAAUAGGGAAUCGGAAGUUAGCGAUACGAUCUUGAGAUCGUCAGGUAUGCAUGGCAAUACCAGAAUAGCGAUAAUGUCAAUUUAAGUAAUGGAGACAUUCGCAGCUCAUCAUCUCACCCAACUUGAAGAAUCAGUGGCGCUUAUUUGAUCGCUUGGUAUUGAAUAGAUGUG
This is a messenger RNA of Fusarium odoratissimum NRRL 54006, 3375 nucleotides long. RefSeq lists its product as uncharacterized. The coding region runs from base 1866 to 2783 and encodes 305 amino acids. Lineage: Eukaryota; Fungi; Ascomycota; Sordariomycetes; Hypocreales; Nectriaceae. The transcript has 2 exons. The record is from RefSeq and is a predicted model, not a curated record.